Lytechinus variegatus (green sea urchin) is the source of this 3071-nucleotide messenger RNA. Its product is annotated as homeobox protein Hox-D9a-like. Gene Ontology annotation, cellular component: nucleus. The transcript is spliced from 3 exons. Gene Ontology annotation, molecular function: RNA polymerase II cis-regulatory region sequence-specific DNA binding; DNA-binding transcription factor activity, RNA polymerase II-specific. Gene Ontology annotation, biological process: regulation of transcription by RNA polymerase II. The coding region runs from base 559 to 1431 and encodes 290 amino acids. The record is from RefSeq and is a predicted model, not a curated record. NCBI's taxonomy places the organism in Eukaryota, Metazoa, Echinodermata, Echinoidea, Temnopleuroida, Toxopneustidae.
ACGACACCACCAGCUUAUUGUAAAAUAGACUCUAAGGCCAAUAGGCUCAUUGAUUAAGGAGAACCCUCCUCAAGAUUCGUCAAGUGCAUUCCGAAAGGCAAUGCCAUCAGAGGACAUAGCGAUAGCAACAGUGAUCUUUGGAUGAAAUCUGCAAAGCUCAGGUGACUCUCUCCGAAAUUGACAAGAUUAUUGAACUAUGGUGAAUGAUCGUCGCUAUGAUAAAAUUUUCGGGCUUUUAGUUUGUCUUGAAACUGAUCACUUAAGCCAUUAAGGAAACGCGUUGUUUUUCCUACAAAAGAGAAACAUUCGACGUUAAUAGAAGGGUGCUACAUAAACAUUGAUGUAGCUGCAUUAAAGAGCUAUAAACGUAACUUGCAAGUAGAGCUUAGUACAUCAACAUGUGUUAAAACUUAAUUGGGACAUAAAUACAACUUUAAUGGCUCAAUUUGUUUAAUGUUUUUAAAGCAGUGACGAAAUUAUUGAUUGGACACAAAAGCAGUUCGAAGAAAGCGGAAAGAAGAAUUUGUUUUUUAGCCAAGCUUCUAUUCUGGUAAAAAAAUGCAAAAUUACAGCCCAGAAACCUGGAUACCAGUCAAUCCCCAGAGAACUCCAUCUACCUCCUCAUCGACUGCAGCGAUAACGGGACAUCUCAUUGCUCCUCGUCCAGAAGCUGCCCCCAUUGGCCACUUGACCACCCCUCAUCACCCGACAUCGGCCGUACCGCUAACCCAUCGCUAUACUUCUUUCUACAACAAUCUGGAUGGCAGCUCGAGUAAUUCUUCGGCCACCAUCCCGCCCUACAACGAUGAGUACUCUGCGUGGAAUUCCUUCGAUUUUUCAUCGCCGACGACCCACCCCCACCCACACCAAGCGACAAGGAGUCCAUUUGCAGCUGCCGUGCAUCAUGGCCACUUUCACCAUCACAGUCCAACUGCAAUGACACCGAACCCACAACCGACCGGUCUUAAUCCCACCGCUGCCACCAUGGGCGUUGGUUCACAGCACCGUGACACGCUGCUAUCUGCAGCGGCUGUGGCAUCAGCAGCAGCGGCGGCCGCGGUCUCAGGGAGCAACUUCGUCAACAUUUCCCAUCGUCAUCCUCUCACGUCACAAAGCCAUGGCAGCAACUGGGUUCCGCCGUCAUCGUCCAGUUCGACUCGGAGGACGAAACGGAGACCGUAUUCGAAGCUCCAGACCAUCGAACUCGAAAAAGCUUUUCAAGAAAACAUGUACUUGACAAGGGAGAGGAGGACAAGGAUAGCAGAUUCUCUUAAUUUCACGGAUCGACAGGUGAAAAUCUGGUUCCAGAACCGCCGCAUGAAGAUGAAGAAGAUGACAGAGAGAGAACGAACUGAACAGGAGCAAAUAGAAAGAGAAAAGCAGGUCCUGGGAGCGAAGUUUUACAUAAAGACAGAACCAACAAUGAUGUGAUCUUGAUAAAUCCCUUAAUGCAUUUACACCUUUGCGGUUGCACUCACAGUGUCAUUGGUAUGUCAUGAUUACAUUAUAAUUGGUCAAAACUAAAAUGAUCAAAAUGGUAUCAAGCAGCAAAGAUGGUGAUGACAAUUCUUCGUGCCAUAGGAUACAGGCAUGCAUAUGGUAUGCUGACAUUUGAUACAAAGAUUUCGCAUAGCCUACCAUCAGGAAUGGUGCCAUGUGGUGAGCAGCGGUGAGCUCCCCCCCCAUCUCCCACCAAAAAAAAACCUUCUUGGAGAGAAAAGAGGGAAUGUGGGAGAAAAGAUGAAAGAAGAAUCUAACAGAGUGAUAUGUCGCAUGUAGCACGAUAAUACCCCUAUAUUAUUCCAUUUAAAAAUAAAAAUGUCAAUUUUAGGUCAUCUUGCCUCACCAUGAGCAAAACACCCUGCCAUCAAUCUGGACUACCUUCCUUUUCAUUUUUGAAUGAUCUGAUGUAAUGCAUGUAAAAUCAUGGGUAUUGGAAAAAAUAUUUCCAUCUACACCAAUAUAUAAUAAUAUUGUAUAUUUGAAAAGUUUUUAUAUUUGAAAAUCCUAGAAAGAUUGAAAGAAGGGAAUUUAUAUUAAAGCCCUGCAGGGUUAAUGAAGUAUAUUUGUGCAAUAUCAGAAGUAGGGUGUAUUCUAGGUCGGCCUCAAUUCUACAUUUCAACAAGCCUUGGUCUUUGACUGUAUCUCUUGUACAAAGUAAAUGGGAGAAAGAGUAACUAAAUUCAUUGUUUGGGAAAAGGGCAACGUUUUUUUUUUGUGUAGAGAAUAUGUUGAAAAUGCUAUUGUUAGCAAUAAAACACAUGUGAUAGACAAUCUGUUUGUGAAAAUAAAUGCGUUUCUGUUCAGAGAUUCUGCAUGGUGAGAUUGUCAGCCUGAAUUUCACUCAUAAUUCUACAAUACUCUCUUAAUACUCUAAAUAUAUAACAGAAGUACAUUUCAUAGUUUUCUGUUGAAUUUAUUUGAUAUAAUCUAUGCAGCAAUAAUGAAUCAUUGAGAGCAAUCAAGUAAGACUUGAAGUUUUCUCAUUUUCAGACAACAAUGUGCAAAAAUUAACGUACAAUUUCUGAGAAAAAAAGGUAAGGGAAAUAGAGUUAUAUGAUAUGUGGGUGCUAUCUGGAAAAAAAAAUGAAAUCAUUCUUCACAGAUGAAUUGAAAUUGCAAUUUCUCUUCCAUGCCAAAAGGUAGUGUUAUAUGAAAACCUCCUUGCCUGAAUCUAUGAAGAUUUGAAUUUUCUGCUAUAAAUGUUUUAAAAAAUAUUUCAAAUUAUUAAAAUUCCUAAUAUCAAUGCACUAUCUAAAGUCUGUAAACCAAUAAACAUUUUCGAAUUGUUGGUGCUUUUCAUCUUCAUUUGGGUUUCAUACUGCCAUUAGUACACCCAACAGGGCUGAAAUACAACUCUCUCUUUAGAGUGAUUUUAAGACAGUAUUUUGAUACUAAAAAGUGAUAUUCGGGAUACUUGGGGCUGAUGUAAUUGCUUGAUUCCUCGAACUUUGGCUAUUGAAUGAAGAAACAUUUAUAUGCAAUAUUCAAAGCUCACCUCUUUGAUUGUUCUUCAAAUGUUUUCUUGUUUACUUUUCUCAACGUGAUCAAUAAUUCUUCACAGAUGCUAA